AUGGCUUCUGAAAAGCAAGCCACCGAUCAUGUCGAGACAUAUACAGAUGUCAAGCCGGGCUACACAGACCUCCAAACCAGCACCGAAGCCCACGCCGCCAUCGAAAAAGAACACAAAAUGACCGCCAUGGAAGCCCUGCGACUCUACUCCAAAGCUGUAGCCUGGUCCCUCCUCCUCUCCUGCGCCAUCAUCAUGGAAGGCUACGACGUGGUCCUGAUCGGCUCAUUCUUCGCCUUCCCAGCCUUCAACCUGAAAUACGGCGAACUCAUGUCGGACGGCAAGUACGGCCUCGCUGCCUCCUGGCAAGCCAGUCUGACCAACGCGAUGAGCUGCGGCCAGAUCGUAGGCCUCUUUGUGAACGGCAUCGUCUCCGAGCGCUACGGCUACCGCAAAACCCUAAUGGCCUGUCUAGCCACUACCGUCGGCUUCAUCUUCAUCCUCUUCUUCGCACCAAACGUCCAGACUCUCGUCGCCGGCGAACUGCUCAUGGGAAUCCCCCUCGGCGUCUACCAGACCCUGACAGUCACAUACGCAUCAGAGGUAUGCCCCGUCGCACUACGCGCCUACCUAACUACCUACGUCAAUCUGUGCUGGGUAUUCGGGCAGCUGAUCGCUUCAGGCGUGCUAAGGGGUCUUGUCGCACACACCGACCAGUGGGCGUACCGCAUCCCCUUCGCCAUCCAGUGGGUAUGGCCGGUGCCAAUCUUCAUCGGGGUGUACCUGGCGCCCGAGAGUCCAUGGUGGCUUGUGCGGAAAGACAGACGCGAAGACGCCAUCAAGUCCGUGAAGCGGCUCACGCGCGCAGACCCCAAUUUCAGCGCAGAGGAAACUGUCUCGAUGAUUGUGUAUACGAAUGCCAUGGAGCAGCACGCUGAGACUGGCGCCUCGUAUAUUGACUGCUUUAAGGGGACCGAUCUGCGACGCACGGAGAUCGCGUGCUGUGUGUGGGCGGUGCAGAGUCUAUGCGGCAGUGGUCUGAUGGGAUACUCGACUGUCUUCUACCAGCGUGCUGGGCUGGCGGACGAGCAGUCAUUUACCAUGUCGCUGGCGCAGUAUGCGAUUGGGGUUGUUGGGACGUUUAGCUCGUGGCUAUUUAUGACGUACUUUGGUCGGCGCACGCUCUAUGUGGGUGGCCUGGCUAUACUGGCGGUUAUCCUGUUUGUGAUUGGGUUUGCGUCUGUUGCGCCGGCGACUACGUCACUCUCGUGGGCGACGGGGUCUAUGCUGCUUGUGUAUACGUUCGUCUAUGAUUCGACUAUCGGGCCGGUGUGUUUCUCGCUGGUUUCGGAGAUGCCGUCGUCCAGACUUCGGACGAAGACUGUUGUCCUGGCGAGGAAUGCGUAUAACGUGCUUAAUCUGGUGACCGGGAUUAUUAUUCCCUAUAUGCUGAAUGUGGAUGCGUGGAAUUGGAGGGGGAAGUCUGGGUUUUUCUGGGGUGGACUGUGCAUUCUCUGUCUUGUUUGGUCGUUCUUCAGACUUCCUGAGCCCAAGGGGCGCUCUUAUGCUGAGUUGGAUGUUCUAUUUGAGAACAAGGUGCGCACAAGGGAGUUCCCGUCUGCGAAGACGGGUUUGGUGCAGAGUGAGCUCGAGGGGACGAAAGGCUCUGUUUGA
This is a messenger RNA of Penicillium roqueforti, 1611 nucleotides long. Its product is annotated as MFS maltose permease MalP. Bases 1 to 1611 code for a protein of 536 amino acids. Gene Ontology annotation, molecular function: carbohydrate:proton symporter activity. The transcript has a single exon. Gene Ontology annotation, cellular component: membrane. NCBI's taxonomy places the organism in Eukaryota, Fungi, Ascomycota, Eurotiomycetes, Eurotiales, Aspergillaceae. Gene Ontology annotation, biological process: carbohydrate transport; transmembrane transport. The record is from RefSeq and is a predicted model, not a curated record.